This is a messenger RNA of Corythoichthys intestinalis (scribbled pipefish), 4938 nucleotides long. RefSeq names its product erythropoietin receptor (gene epor). The transcript is spliced from 8 exons. Gene Ontology annotation, cellular component: external side of plasma membrane; membrane. Gene Ontology annotation, molecular function: cytokine receptor activity; protein binding. Gene Ontology annotation, biological process: cytokine-mediated signaling pathway. Bases 102 to 1403 code for a protein of 433 amino acids. NCBI's taxonomy places the organism in Eukaryota, Metazoa, Chordata, Actinopteri, Syngnathiformes, Syngnathidae. The record is from RefSeq and is a predicted model, not a curated record.
CCCCUUGGGAGAGUAGUGCAGAUGCGUGCGUGUGUGCUUCAGCUUGUUCUCAUGUGCACAAGACAACACCAGCCCUUUUUGUUCAUUGAGAAGAAAGGAGGAUGACAUGUAAUCACCUGAGACGACUGUUGGUACUUUCCACCAUAGCGUGCGCUAUAAAAGGGACCUACAGCAUCCCAGAUGCACAAGAUUUCCAAACGAAAGUCUCGAUUAUGCUGGAAGAGGAGCCAGAUAACCCCAAAUGCUUUAUGGAUAGCAAGAAGGAAUUCACUUGCUUCUGGGAGGAAGAUGAGGAUGGCUCUGUGGAUCAGUAUACCUUCCUAUACGCCUAUCGAGACAAGAACAAUAGUGAAUGCCCACUGACAAACUACACGACACAGGAGGGAAAGAGGCUGUACAUCUGUCACUUGGAUUAUGCUACAAUGUUUGACCAAAUGCACAUUAAAAUUCAUCAAGAAGGAAGGCUGAUCCACAACCGCAGCCUUUUGGUGGAGGAUUUGUUUUUGCUGGACCCUCCCACAAACGUCACUCUUAGUACUACAGGUCAACAUGAUGAGCUAAAUGUCAGCUGGUUGCCUCCUCCUCCGAAACAUAUGGAUGACAGCUUUAUGUACGAGGUCUCCUAUGCAAUGGCCGGAAGCCAUGUGCCGCAGGUAGAGGUGGUACGAGCCAGCUCCAGGACGAUCUUAAAAGACCUACAACCAAGCACUAAGCAUGAGGUGCGGGUUCGGGUAAAACUGGAUGACGUUAGUUAUGAUGGCUACUGGAGUGUGUGGAGUGACCCAGUGUUCUUGGAGACACCACCUGAAGAAUUUAACCCACUAAUUCUGUGCCUAAUCCUUAUCAUGGCUUUCAUUCUGAUGGCACUGUCUUUCACACUGCUCGUAUCCAAUCGCAGGUUUCUGAGAAAGAAGAUUUGGCCAACUAUUCCAACUCCUGAUGGCAAGUUUAAAGGUCUUUUUACUGAUUACGGUGGAGACUUUCAGGAGUGGUUGAAGCAGACGAAUGAAGGUUUGUGGUUGACGCCAACUUUAUUUUACAACGAGGAAUACCCAAAUUCUCUGGAGGUUCUCUCAGAGCUAAGCCUGAAUCACCCGCAACCCCCUCCACCUCUACCACCAAAAAUGUCCAGUGCUUUUACACUACAAUGUACAGAGGAUGUGCAGAAGAGUUUGGAUUUAGCACUGAGAAAAAUACCUCAUAAAUAUUGGCUGAUGGACAACCUAAGGGUGCAGAACCAGCACCCAGUUCCUUGCUCCCAGUCAUCUCUACUGGAGUCUCAAGACACUUAUGUAACCCUCACCGGGAACAACCACAACCAAGACAACAUUCUUGGAGAUUCUUUGCCAGUAGAGGUGCUAUUGGCCUUGAAAAAGACUACUAUAUUGGCUGAAGCGCAAUGAUCUAGGUUUGUACCAUAGCGCCAGGAUCCAAAGAAUGCCUGGAAACCCCAAAGACAUCGGGUACAAACGUUAAGUUCUCUACGGAGUAGUCCCAGGAGCAGAGCAAAUUUAUGCUUGCUCAAGAAUGAUCGUUCCUGCCAACGUGGUCACUCGUCCGAGAUGAAUCCUGAGAAGAUAUAAACCAAGACAGAUAGGCAUGAGGCAUGCAGUUUAGAAGGUUAAAGACCAAGAACUAUCUCCAUCAGUUCUUAGUUAUCAAAGACUCCGGUGAUAAGAGCAUAGUACCUUGUAAUGAUAGUCUUUGUGUUGUUCUCACGAAACACUAGCAUUAAGAAAACUAAGGGAAUGACAUCACAAUUCAAAUUCUUUUCAAUGGGAUUGUAGCUCAACAUCAAGACAAUUAGGGUGGCAAAAUUAACUAAUUGGCUGAGAUUGACGGCAAAUCCAUUUGAACUGCGAUGGCUGGCGGCAAAUUAGCAAAUGUUCAUUGGCCGACAGCCCUCUCAGUUCAAAUGGAUUGGAUGUCUACUACUACUAGUGACAAACUCAUUGAAAUUCACAGAAGGAUGAAAAGAGCCAUGUGAUUGGAUGUCCAGAUCAGAUCAGAUUCAACUUUGUUGGUAUUGCACACAUACAGUACAAGUACAGUGCUACAAGAUGCAGUUUGGAUCUGACCAGAAGUGCAGAAAAGAGCAGCAAAAAGAUACAACAGUGAAUAAACAAAUUAAAAUUAAAUUCAUUGAUAAUCGUCUAUGGCAUUAAAAGAGUUAACUUUCCACAAUUUGCUUUUAACGAGAAAAUUGGCAGGAAACCGCUUAAGUUGUCAUUGAUGUUGGCACUUUGAGCAGAUUUAUUCAUCAUUUAAUACAACUAAAUAGUGAACUUCCUAAUUACUUCAGGUUUGCUGUGAUGUCUAUGAAGUGUAUUUGAAUAUACAUAAUAAUUACCAAAAAUAUACUGUAUUUGUAAAUAAUAUAUUUUAGUCUUUAGAACUGAUAUGUUUUGUUGGCAUUUCCAAACACAGAAACUAGAAGACACUUCUACCAAGGGCGUAGGUUUGCAUAGGGACGGUAGGGACAAAACACUACCAACUUUUCAGGAUGCUUGGAUUGUCCCUACCAACUUUUAAGCAACUUCAUUUGCGUUAUAUAAUGGCUUCAGUUAUGUAGGUCAUUUAGAUUGUCUUUCCAUAUGUUUUAAUUGUUGUAAUUGACCCUACCAUUAUUAGGUGAAUUAUUUUCAGUAUGUUCAGACAUGCAUGUACCUCUUUUCACUUGCUAAAUGUGCCGGUCCAAUUUUUUCUUCCUAAAAGCACAUUUGAUUGGCUUAAGACUUGCCCCCCCCCCCCCCCCACACACACACAGACAUUAAAUAUUAGGGAUAUUAGACGUUUUCUUUCUUUUUUUUCCCCAGCCAGCAGCAGCCACUGUAAGAAAUGUAAAAAGACGUCAAUGUUGUGGAAGCGGGGAACACACCACUACUUUUGCCACUGAAAGUCCGACAUGCAUCAGAGUUAGCAUAACAUUAGACUGUGUGAACUUGCUUACCUGCAAAACUCGAGUAGUUAGAUGCUUAGAGAGAAGUGUCCUCCUGUAUGUGUUUUCUACUGUUAACGUUAAUUAAACUGUGAGAAAUGCAGAGAACUGAGUUUUACCUCCUUCAUCCCAAUUCUACUAUUUAUUUUAUUUAUGUGGUCUUAAAACAGCCCACUAGUGCUUUCAUUUUUUUGUUGUUGUUGUUGUUGUUGUUGAGUUUGGCUGUGGUUGUGGACAAAAACAGUAGUAUUUUUACCUAAAGGACAGCUCCAUUUUUAUUUAUUUUUUUGUUAUCCCCUGUCAAAGAACUUUUUUCAGUUAUAUUUAAUUUCUUUAUUUAGACAAUGUGGAGUGGUCUUAAGACAAAUGCUUACUUUUUGUAUUCCUGGAUAGUUAAAAGCUUAUUAACAAGCUUGUAUUUAUUCAUUGACGUUAGUUUAUGUUCAAUAAUUGCAAUUUAAAUUUGCUUAUAAAAUCUGGACAUUUUUCCUGGAAGUUUUCAAAAUGUUUCUUUCGUAAUUUUUUGAAAAUAAAGGUUUGAAUUAAACGGUGUAGGUUGAACCAAUACACAUAAAAGUUAGUAUAAGUCAAUACAGAUUUAUUUUGCAUUGGUCAUUAAGAAUGUCCCCUCCCCAGCAAAAAGUGUACAUGCAGUUUAUGCCAUAUCGUCCCUACCAAUGUUCAGACCAAACCUACGCCCUUGACUUCUACUGUAGUCGUUGCAGGAACUGUUGUUGUGGGUGGAGCCUUACAGUAAUGUAUAGAAGUUGUGUUUACUCACUGCUGCCAUGCGUGGCGCAGAAAAGGUAAAGCUGAUUAUUCUUUUUUUGUUGUUGUAUGUUUUUUUGUUUUUUUUACUGAAUUUUACACUAAUGAUGUGUUAGCCUUUGUUUUUAUAUUUUCUCUCAUAAAACUAUAUCCCACAGAAGCAUAUUGCUGUCACCACCCCCCAAUAAGUCGAUUAUCGUGAUUUUACAUGAUAAUUAUUACGUUUUUAUGUUUUACAUCAUAGUAUCUCUUAAAAAUGUGAGAAUCAUCAUGUAAAAACGUGGUAACUAUCAUGAAGAAACACGACAAUUAUAAUGUAAAUGUGAUAAUUAUGUACAAACAUAACCAUAACGUAACAACAUAAUUAUGAUGUAAAAAUGGUAUACAAUGUAAAAAAAUAUAUACAGUAUAUAUACAACCAUGAUGUAAAAAUGUGAUGAAUCACCUUUUUACAUGAUAGUAUCAUGAAAAAACCUACUAUGGUGUAAAAAUAUGAUACUUUUUUUUUUUUGGUGUCGCAGCAAUACGCUUCCAUAAUAUCCUGAAAAAAAUUGCACUAACAUUAUAUCCAUUAUUUUUAUUUGACUAUUUCAACCAGUAACCACUCUGAUAUAAUUUCAAUAUUAAUUGAUGUUUUAACUCUAAAACACUCAUAGUGUGAAAUAACUUUAUUGCUAUUAACAUCAAUUAAAAUUUGAGAGGCAAAGAGAUAUUACUUUAUUCCAAGAGGAGUGUAAAACAUGGUAACAAUUUGCAUUUGUUGUCUGGGAUUCAAAACUACAGUAUAUUUUCAUAAUGGCUUUGUAUAUUUUCCAUUAUCUGCAGCAGUCUAACACAGAACCCUCCACAUGUCUUGGAACAAUAAGUUCAAUUUACUUACUUUUGCUGUCCAAUAAAAACAUUGGGUUCAAGCAAUAAAAUAUGAAAAUGUGACAUGACAUCAAAUACAAGCUUUUAUUUCCUCGUACUAAACUGUAUUUGUAUACGAAUCAAAAUCCACAACAGCAGCAAAACGCAAUAUCAAAGGUUCUCAGUGCGACAUUUUGAGCGGUCAUACAAAAUAAAGAGGUGUGUUGUAAAGUUAUUUAAAACUAGGCAAUUUCAUUUGCCAUAAUUUUCGCACUAUAAGGCGCACCUGACUAUAAGCCGCCACACAACAAAUGUGACAAGAAAACGACAUUUCUUCAUAGAUAAGCCACACUGGACUAUAAACCCCAGCUGUCUGCACUGUA